AUGGCGCACUGCUGUGAUUGUCCUCUGCGGCUGGAGAAGAGUUUCAUCUUGGAUGGGGUGGCCGUGAGCACCAUGGCCCGCACCUAUGAGCGCUUGAGGCCCAAGCUCUGGUCGGCGAUUCCACCCUACAACGCACAGCAGGACCACCACGCCCGCCGGUACUUCCAGAGCCACGUGGUUCCGCCCGUUUUGCGGAAAACUGAGCAGGAUCACUGCGGCACAGGAAGAGACGGCUGGAUAGUGGAUUAUUUCCACAUCUUCGGGCAAGGACAGAGAUACCUCAACAGGAGAAACUGGGCAGGGGCAGGGCAUUCCCUCCAGCAGGUGACGGGGCAUGACCACUACAAUGCUGAUCUGAAAGUGAUCCAGGGGUUCAAUGGCCGGUUUGGCUAUCGCAGGAACACCCCAGCCCUCCGCCAGCGCCCGUCCGUCUUUGGAGAGGUCACCCAGUUCCCUCUCUUCUAA
Molecule: messenger RNA, 465 nt
Organism: Equus quagga
Lineage: Eukaryota; Metazoa; Chordata; Mammalia; Perissodactyla; Equidae
Gene: SPMAP1
Product: chromosome 11 C17orf98 homolog
Exons: 3
Coding region: 1-465 (154 amino acids)
Source: RefSeq, a predicted model, not a curated record